CCGCGGCGGCCGAUGGUCCGCGUUGUGCCGCCGCCCCCCGCCCGCCCCGCUCCGACCCGGCAGCGGCCGCAGAUGGCGCGGCGGGGACCGGGCAGGCGGGGCGGGAGGUCACCGGCGCCGCCGCCGCCGCCGCUGCUGGCGCUGCUGCUGCUGUUGGUGCUGGGCCCUGCCGCCGUCGCCGGCGAGGAGGUGGCAGUCUCCAAGGAAUGCGACAAGCCGUGCGCCAACGGCGGGCGGUGCCAGCCGGGCACCGGGCAGUGCGAGUGCCAGCCUGGCUGGGUGGGCGACCAGUGCCAGCACUGCGGGGGACGCUUUAGACUCACUGAACCUUCAGGAUAUGUCACAGAUGGGCCUGGAAAUUACAAAUACAAGACAAAAUGCACCUGGCUCAUUGAAGGAAGGCCAAAUACAAUCCUCAGGCUUCGAUUCAAUCACUUUGCCACAGAGUGCAGCUGGGACCACUUGUAUGUGUAUGAUGGAGACUCAAUUUAUGCUCCCUUACUGGCAGCUUUUAGUGGUCUUAUUGUUCCUGAGAAAGACAGCAAUGAAACAGUACCUGAAGUUGUAGCUACUUCUGGAUAUGCUCUUCUACAUUUCUUCAGUGAUGCUGCCUAUAAUCUCACAGGGUUUAACAUCACCUAUAAUUUCAAUAUGUGUCCCAAUAACUGCUCCGGCCAGGGGGAGUGCAGGCUCAACAGCAGCAGCCUGGCCCCACAGUGUGAGUGUGCCGAGCGCUGGAAGGGAGAGGCCUGUGACAUUCCCUACUGCCCGGGGAACUGCGGCGCUCCGGAGCGCGGCCACUGCAGCCUCAACGGCUCCAGAGCCUGCGUGUGCUCUGCAGGCUGGCAAGGUCCUGGCUGUUCAGUUCCUGUUCCUGCAAACCAGUCGUUUUGGGAACGGGAAGAAUACACUCUUCCAAAACUUGCCAGAGCAUCUCACAAAGCCGUCAUCCAUGACAAUAAAAUGUGGAUUGUUGGAGGCUAUGUCUUCAAUCAUUCUGACUCUCAGAAGGUUUUAGCGUAUGAUCUCAUUUCUGAAGAGUGGCUUCCACUGAACAGCUCUGUGAACUCAGUAGAGAUGAGAUAUGGUCAUUCACUGGCGUUGCACAAGGAUAACAUCUACAUGUACGGCGGCAAGCUGGACGCCACGGGGAACGUGAGCAGCCAGCUGUGGAUGUUCCACAUCCCGCGGCAGAGCUGGGCCGUGCUGGCUCCCCGCGCCAAGGAGCAGUACGCCGUGGUGGGGCACUCGGCACACGUGGUCACCCUGAGGGACAACAGCACCGUCAUGCUGGUGCUCUUCGGGCACUGCCCCCUCUACGGCUACAUCAGCAACGUCCAGGAGUACAACCUGCUGACAAAUACCUGGAGCAUCUUGCAGACGAGCGGAGCUCUGGUGCAGGGAGGGUAUGGUCACAGCAGUGUUUAUGAUCCAAAUACAAGAUCAAUCUAUAUCCACGGGGGUUACAAGGCCUUCAGUGCCAACAAGUACAGGCUGGCAGAUGAUUUGUACAAAUAUGAAGUGGAUUCCCGCAUGUGGACUAUUCUCAAAGACAGCCGAUUUUUCCGCUACUUGCACACAGCUGUGAUAGUGAGUGGGACCAUGCUGGUGUUUGGAGGAAACACUCACAACGACACCUCCAUGAGCCACGGAGCCAAGUGCUUUUCUUCCGACUUCAUGGCCUAUGAUAUCGCCUGUGAUCGAUGGUCUGUGCUGCCUCGCCCGGCUCUGCACCACGAUGUCAACAGGUUUGGGCACUCUGCUGUGCUGUACAACAGCACCAUGUAUGUGUUUGGAGGCUUCAACAGCCUCCUCCUGAGUGACAUCCUGAAGUUCACACCUGAGAGAUGUGAGGCUUUUGGCAACGAGUCGUCCUGCCUGGGGGCUGGCCCCGGGGUCAGGUGUGUGUGGGCUCUGCGCCCUCCCCGCUGCAUCCCCUGGGAAAAGGCAACACUGGCGCAGCAGCAAAAGGUUUUGGAAGACUGUCCUCCCAAGCCAGCUGUAGACAAUGAAAAAUGUGAUCAGAUUACAGACUGCUACAGCUGCACAGCCAACACAAACAGCUGUCAGUGGUGUUCUGACCAGUGUAUCCCAGCACACAACAACUGCACAGAGGAACAGGUUCCUGUUACUAUCUAUGAGAAUUGUCCUAAGGAUAAUCCUGCCUAUUACUGUAACAAAAAGACAAGUUGUAAAAGCUGUGCCAUGGAUCAAAACUGUCAGUGGGAACCCAGGAAUCAGGAGUGCAUUGCUUUGCCAGAAAACAUCUGCGGAACAAACUGGCAUUUGGUUGGCAACUCCUGCCUGAGGAUCACCAACGCCAAGGAGAACUAUGAUCAUGCCAAACUGUCCUGUAGGUCCAACGGUGCUUUACUGGCUUCUCUCACUACCCAGAAGAAGGUGGAAUUUGUUCUGAAGGAGCUGCAGAAGAUUCAGUCUUCACCCAAAACUUUGACUCCAUGGGUUGGACUGAGGAAAAUCAAUGUCUCCUAUUGGUGCUGGGAAGACAUGUCCCCCUUCACCAACACCCUGGUCCAGUGGCUUCCCGAUGAACCCAGUGAUGCUGGAUUUUGUGGAUAUUUAGCUGAGCCUUCCCACCAGGGGUUGAAGGCAGCAACAUGUAUCAAUGAGGUCAACGGCACUGUCUGUGAAAGGCCAGCCAACCACAGCGCCAAGCAGUGCCGCACGCCGUGCGCGCUGCGCGCCGCCUGCGCCGAGUGCACCAGCGGCAGCUCCGAGUGCAUGUGGUGCAGCAACAUGCAGCAGUGCGUGGACUCCAACGCCUACGUGGCCUCCUUCCCCUACGGGCAGUGCAUGGAGUGGUACACCAUGAGCAGCUGUCCCCCUGAAAACUGCUCAGGGUACUGCACUUGUGCUCAGUGCCUGGAGCAGCCGGGCUGCGGGUGGUGCACGGAUCCCAGCAACACCGGCAAGGGCAAGUGCAUCGAGGGCUCCUACCGGGGGCCUGUCAGGAUGCCCACCCCCUCCACGCCAGGGAAACACAGCCUGGAGCCUGUGCUCAACGUCAGCAUGUGCCCUGCAGAGACCAGCUACAACUGGUCCUUCAUCCAGUGUCCAGCGUGCCAGUGUAACGGGCACAGCCGGUGUGUGAACGAGAGCGUCUGUGAGAAGUGUGAGAACCUGACCACGGGCAGGCACUGUGAGACCUGCAUCUCGGGCUACUACGGGGACCCCACCAACGGGGGCACCUGCCAGCCUUGCAAGUGCAAUGGCCACGCGUCCGUCUGCAACACAAACACAGGGAAAUGUUUCUGCACAACCAAGGGAAUCAAAGGAGAUGAGUGUCAGCUGUGUGAAGUUGAAAACAGAUAUCAAGGAAAUCCACUUAAAGGAACGUGUUACUAUACUCUGCUCAUUGACUAUCAGUUCACCUUCAGCCUUUCCCAGGAGGAUGAUCGCUACUACACAGCAAUCAACUUUGUAGCAACACCAGAAGAGCAAAACAGAGACCUGGACAUGUUCAUCAAUGCAUCUAAAAACUUCAACCUCAACAUUACUUGGUCCACAAGUUUUGCAGCUGGCACACAGGCUGGGGAGGAAAUUCCAGUUGUUUCCAGAACUAAUAUAAAAGAGUACAAGGACAGUUUCUCCAAUGAGAAAUUUGAUUUCCGCAACAACCCGAACAUCACCUUCUUUGUUUACGUCAGCAAUUUCACCUGGCCCAUAAAAAUACAGAUUGCAUUCUCACAGCACAGCAACUUUAUGGACCUGGUGCAGUUCUUUGUGACAUUUUUCAGUUGUUUCCUGUCAUUGCUCCUGGUGGCAGCUGUGGUUUGGAAGAUUAAACAAAGUUGCUGGGCAUCACGACGGAGAGAGCAACUCCUGCGCGAGAUGCAACAGAUGGCAAGUCGCCCCUUCGCCUCCAUCAACGUUGCCUUAGAAACAGAUGAGGAGCCACCAGAUCUCAUCGGGGGGAGCAUAAAGACUGUACCAAAGCCCAUCGCGCUGGAGCCCUGCUUUGGGAACAAAGCAGCCGUUCUCUCCGUCUUCGUGAGGCUGCCUCGAGGGCUCGGGGGUAUUCCACCACCAGGACAGUCAGGUCUCGCCGUGGCCAGCGCUCUGGUGGACAUUUCACAACAGAUGCCAAUUGCCUACAAAGAGAAGUCGGGCGCCGUCCGGAAUCGGAAGCAGCAGCCCCCUGCACAGCCAGGAACCUGUAUUUGAUGCAUGGACAUCAGAAACUGUCUAGGGUUUUAAACACAAUGGAAAAGUAAUACCAAGGAGGAGGAAGAUUUCCAAGUCGUGUCCCAAGAGACUAGAAGCACCCGGAAAAAACCACAACUUCCUUGAACCCAGUUUUUUUCUCUCAUCUACGUGCUAGUUGGCUUUAUUUGACAACUGCUCCACUUAAGUUUUACUGACACAUGGCUUCAGAUUGCUCCUUUGUUUUCUUCAAGUUUAAAGCAGAAUGGUUUCGUUGCAGGUGCGGUGAGGUUCGGCGCCGCCACUCCUGGUCAGUGUAAAUACAACAGUAGUCCAAUGAAUGACACUCAGGUUUCUACAUGGAAAGUGCUUUGUAGUUCAUGUAUUUAUCAAACUGUACAAAAAGAAAAAGAUCCAGUGUUUACAGGUGUCAGCUCUCAACACAUAAACACUACUAUUAAUCUUCAAAGCAUCUUCAUUCUUUGUUUUCAUUUAAUAUUUAAUUGUUCCCUCAUUAUUUCAGUGGAACUCUCUUCCAGGCACAGCCUUUUUGUAGUCAUCAUGGUCCAGGAAUGCAAAAGCUGGGAUGGUUUAAAGGUUGAUGUUGCUCAGACCACAUAAAAUAACUGGAAAGUUGGAUGUUGCUUUGGAAAGACUCAGUGUUUACAUAGUCUUAACCUGCUUGGAGUACACCACACACAAGUGCCUAGACGUGAACAGAUCUAGGGAGUGAGGAGACUGCUACACACGCUGCUUUUUAACAUAACUAAAUUCCUUUGAAGGUAUGUAUACUCACAUCUAGAGUCACCCAAGGCACUCUGUGUCCUCUGUCCCAUGCAGUCAGAGGAAAAUUGCAUUUUCCUGACCAACCAAAUACUCACCCAGGUGCAAAUACCUGCAAGUCACGUAGAGUUUCAGUAUCCCAUAAGAAAACUCCCGGUUUCACCAGCAUUUUCAUAGAAGCAGUCUGUGUUCCAGGUCAGACACAUCACAUUUUUCUGAUUUUGGCCUCUUUCCUCCCCCUUCCCUCCUGCCAUCCUCUGGAUGAGAGCUGAGCUUGGAGGCAUUGCUCCCCAGUGGUUGUGGUUUGCUCCAUCUUCUUACAGGGUGUAAAAAGCAACGCUCCAGGUGCCAGGGCACUUGAGGAUGAAGUUAAAAAAAAACUUCAAAUAAAAAUCAGGCAGAGCAGCUUUGUUUUGCCACACGUUUGAGUUCUCCACAAUGACAUCCUGGUAUUUCCUGUGUAGCUUGAGCUCUGUUAGAGGUUGAAGAAGUCGCUGGUUGGUGAAAGGAUGAGACUUGCAAACAGCAAAGAGAAGGUUUGGUGUUCAAGGGGUGCAUCAAACCAGCUGAACUGCUCUGCCAAGCUGGGAUUGUGGUUUGAGGCUCCAGGUUGGACUGAGGCACCCAUCUGUGUGUGGUGGUGUCCAGUGUGUCCCCACAGGGCCUGGGGGGGCUGCAGUGGUGGGAAGGUGUCAGUGAAGGCUCCACAUGAGGGCUGUGAUUAUGGCUCUGUCAGUCAUCGUGGGUCACCCAGGUCACUGAGCUGCUGUGGAGGACAUCUGAUAUUUAAUAAUGGAGAAGUAACACAUGAAGGGAAGUGCUCUUGGGUCUGGCCAGGCAGCACCUUUCCAAACUGAAACCCAAAUAACUGCUCCUGUUUUGUGCGUGUUCUGGUGAUCAGUCACAUGUCAGCCAUUCAUUUCUGGGGUGUUUUUUUCCUAACCAUGUAUUUUGAAGAAGCUCUUUGGAGCCUGGCAGCAUUGCAAUAAAGAGGUGAAUUGCUGUAUGUGUCCAGACAGUGGUGAUGGGAACAGCCUGAUGGCUUAAGGACUGUGGUGGAUGAUAAUUCUGAUUUAAUGUGUCAUUCAACAAGUGCAAUGGGACUGCAAAAAAAUAUUGGGACUGCAGAAAAAUAUUGGGAAAAAUGCAUUAUAUAUAAAAAUAUAUAUAGAUGCAUCUGUUUCUAAACUAGAAGUUUCAGUGCUCUGUGGGAAGAAGGAAUUAUGAUCAGAAAAGGGUUGAGAUUUGUCUUAGAAUGAAGGGAUUUAGGCAAUUUAAGUUUUACCUGAUGCACGGAUUACCUCAGACAGAUUCAUCUCCUGAUAAUAUUUUCUAACUUGCUCAGUGAUAGGGUUAAUCUGAACUGGAGAAAUAAGACUGGACUAAAAUCCCUCCCCUGUUACUGUGUAUUUUCAGCCACGAUGCACAUCCUGAUGUUUGCAGAUUUCUUCUUGCUGUUUUUGGGAGGAGAGCUGCCAGCCCAGAUGAUGAAAGCCCCUGUGCUUGGAUUUCCCUCUUCAGGACAGCUCUUGGGCAGGUGCUUAAAGUUGUUGGGUUUUCCUGAUCACAAACAGCUUUCAGGACUGUAGGCCUGGAGGGGUGACAGAUUUUUACAUUAAUAAAAAGACAAAAAUACAGAGUUUGGGACGUUUUCUCAGUCCUGGAGAGCUGGGCUGUCUGGUCUGCAAAGCCUGCAGUGUGCCAGGAGUGUGGCCAAAAUGAGGUGUCAGAUACUGAAAAAAUGAGCAAAAACGAUCAAAGUCAAGGUGUAUCAGAACCAAAAAAUGUGAAUAGAGCAACAAGAGUUACAUAACUAAAAGGACCUGGCUCCUUUAGGAUGUAGCUCUACCCUGCAUCUGAUCUCCAUCCUGAUGAGGGAGAAGAGAAUUCUCAUACAUAGCUCUGCUGCAGUUUCAUCCCAGCUUAGAGGUAAACAGGGAAAAACAUGGGAAGGGCUCGGGGAAGGAGGAAUUGCUGGCAGUUUAUCACCAGGCCAGUAUCAGAAGUGAAGGAAUUUUGGGUUUAUUUCAUUUGGAGGAGAGAUGGGGGAGAAAGAACAACCUUAUUUCAUGGGAGAAUCUGUAAAUAAAUGACAAAUGGCACACAGAUUUUGCACUUGUACAUAAACUCUACAGUAACGUGCAGAACAUGGAGAGAUUUAAAGUGUACAUAAACCAGAAAAAAUAUUGAAUGUAUUUUUGAUGAUUUUAAAUUAUGUAUGAGUUUUGUCUUAAUAACUCCUUCAUCUGAUCAGUAGUAGAUAACUUUCCAGAGCUUUAAACACCGGAUUAUAUCGUGAUAUCUUGCAAAGCAGGGAUGCAUAACUUGACUUUUGUGUGUUCAAAUGUAUUUCACUUAAAUGUAGAAACCAAGUUAAAUAAUGGUUUUUCCAUUUGAAAGGGGGAAAAGCAACAUUUGAAUACAAGUAAUAAAGGUCCUUAAAGUGGUCACUACAUGGAGGAUUAAAUCAGUAGUUUAAGGCCUUUGUUACUAAAAUUGUGGCAGUGUUUCCAUUCAAAAUCACUAUUUUCAGGCUGAAAAUUCAGCGUUUGACAUCUCGACCCUCAGAAGAUUUUUAUUCUCUGAGAGGAGCCUCUAAAACAAUUAGAAAUGAAAUUUCAGAACUGUUGGGGCCCUUUUCUUCGAGAAAACAAUGGUGCCAGUGGAUCUCCAAAUAACACCUUUUUUUUAAAUUCACCAUUUUCCAUGGUUUUUAGCCCAGAAUUUUCUCUGGGCAGGUGUAGCAUGACCUUGAAACUCUCUGGCUCAAUAUUUUGGAUACAAGAAUAUUUAUGAGACACAACUUUUCAGUUGUUACUAUCACUUUCCCCGGGCUUAAAACGCACUGUAGUGAAAUUACCAAAAUAAAGCUACUUAUGAUGGGAAAUGCCUGUGAUGAACAUCAAGCCAUGGCAUGUAAUGUCCCAAAUUCAGUGGUGUGGAACCACGGACAGCCUCUGCCGGCAGAUCCACCCUCCUGAGGGUGCUUUGUGUCCUCCUUGGAGCGUGCCCAGGAGCUCCAGCUCUGUGCAGGAACGUGCCCCAGGUGCCCAGGCCCUGCUGGGCUUUGUGGGGCGCUGCAAAUGGCACUGAGCCUGCUGGCCCUGCAGGAGCUGAAAGGAGCCUUUGAGGCUGAAACCAACCCUGGGGCCUUUUCCAUACCCCUGGGGCUCCAGUGCCAUGGGGUGGGCUGCCCCCCUUCCUUUGCUGCUCCAGCUGUUCCAGCUGCUUUUCCUUCUCCAGGAGACCCUGAGCUGGGGGCAGGCACCAGCUGCAUCCAGAGCCCUCAGCCCCUUCCCACAGGAAACUGGGAUUUAUUGAUAAUUGCCUGGAUUUAUUGAUAUUAACUGGGAUUUAUUGAUAAUUACUGGGAUUUAUUGAUAUUACCUGGGAUUUAUUGAUAUUAAGCUCUGUGUAAGACAGCAGCCAGCAGGCUCUGCGUGCCCAGGGCAGCCCCUGAGCCCCUCCCGGGUUUCUCCAUCUGGGAACACCCAGGGGAGGAGAAGGGGCUGCCCUGGCAGAGCCCCUGGAGCUGCAGGACAGGGGACAGGGCUGGGCUGGGCUGGGACGGGAGGGAAGGGAUGGCUCGGGGUGUGCGCCUCAGUUUUGGGUGUGUUCUUUGCAAUUUUAGACAAAUUCCUGCUUUUUCUGAUGGUAGCUGCUGAAACAAGCUGAGUUUCCGUGGCAGGACUACUACAGUAUGUGUAUCUGCUGAUUUUCUCUGCAUCAGGGCAGGUUUUGUUCAGUCUGUUUCUUUGUUCACACAGACGAUUUGUGUGCGUCUUCCAGGUACUAGAAUUCUUUAGACAUUUCCUCUCCAUUUAGUAUUGAUUCCACAAACCUCACCAGUAGAAAAAAAGAGAAAAAUAACAAUUGUCGCAGAGUGUAUCACAUGUCAGUCCAUUUAAAAAAAAAAAGAAAAAAAGAAAAAAAAAAGAGUUUUAUAUUACUCUGAAAUUUGUGCACAAUAAAUGUUCUUUAAACUAAGAUCCUUGAAUUAAUUGUAUUCUGGAUUUUUUUCCCUCUUUGUUCUGUAAUUAUUUAUGAUUCUUAUCUGUGUUCAGACUUGAGCUUAGUUUGUUAAUAUGUAUAAUUUAGCAUUUAUUGCAUUCGUAUGUAAAUAGGAGCAAGUAUUGUAAACUAUUUCAUGGCUGGGGUUGUGGGUGUUAUACAUACACACAUUUAGGAUUGCAGUUUUUUGGUAUAAUUUUUUGUAUUGUAAAAUAACAGCUAAUUUAAAGCCGGAACGAGAAAAUUCUUGGGAGGUCUGUGCAUUUUAAAUACAAAUGUGAAGUACAUGUAUAUAAAUAAAGGUAAAUAAUGCAAAUCUUUCCUCUGAAAUAAAAAGUAGAUGAUCUGGUUAAAA
Melospiza georgiana is the source of this 9313-nucleotide messenger RNA. RefSeq names its product attractin (gene ATRN). Gene Ontology annotation, molecular function: protein binding. The record is from RefSeq and is a predicted model, not a curated record. The transcript has 29 exons. NCBI's taxonomy places the organism in Eukaryota, Metazoa, Chordata, Aves, Passeriformes, Passerellidae. Bases 13 to 4185 code for a protein of 1390 amino acids. Gene Ontology annotation, cellular component: Golgi apparatus.